AUGGCCAGUUCCAUUCGAGAUACCGGGAUCUCUAUCGUUUAUGGACCUGAAAACAGCGCCCCAGUCGUAGACAUCCUGUUCGUACACGGCCUCGGUGGUCAUCCUCGGAAGACAUGGACUAGUUCCAAAAAGGCCCCUGGGAUCCACGAGCCGUUAUCAACCUUUGAGUCGUCAAGGAAGAAUUCUCGGAGGAGUGUCCUCGGUCGCGCUCUGGAUCGCCUCCAUCGAACAUCUCGGAACACGGCAGCAGAACCUAGGCCUGAACCUAGGCCUGAACCUAGGCCUGACGCAUUACACGACGAUGCCAACCCCGCCGUGGUCUUUUGGCCUGUCGACCUUCUCGCCAGAGACUUCCCGAAUUCACGUAUUCUCGUGUUUGGAUAUGAUAGCAAGAUAACUAAAUACUCGGCUGGCGCAGUCAGUGAGAAUAGUGUCUUUUCACAUGCCAAAGACCUUCUUUUUGCGCUUGCCCUGGAGAGGCCCCUCAAUCGUCCUCUGAUAUGUGUAGCUCACAGCCUCGGCGGCAUUAUUUUCAAGGAGAUGCUUUCGAGAUCUUCCUCAUCCACACGAUGUGAGCAUCAGAAUAUCCUUGAAUCGGUCGAAGCAGUUAUUUUCCUUGGCACACCACACCGCGGUAGUGUAGACAUUGCCGCUAAGGGGGAAGUAGCUCGGUCGCUGCUCAGUGCCUUAGGAGUAGCCACGACUCCAGUCAUUCUAGACUCCCUCGGCCUGAAGAACACAGAUCUAGAGAGAGCACAGGAGGAGUUUUCCCGGCUUUGGCAUACGAGUAACUUUCGGGUCAAGACUUUCCAAGAAGGGCUCAUUCUCCCUAAGUUGGGGAAGAAGGUUGUUCCUGAAUACUCCUCUCUCCUUGGAAACCAUCGCGAACAUGCUGAGACGCUGCAAGCUGAUCAUCUCGAGAUGUGUCGGUACUCAGGGGAAGAUGACCCAAACUAUCGCAAAGUCGCUGAGUCACUCGGACGCUGGGAAGAGAAGAACCAGAGCCCUGCACCGAGCGUUGGUGUGUCUCAAUGUUCAAGAAAUGAUUUUCAGGAUCAAGCUGGUAGAGCAUGGCGCCAGUCAUUGUGGUUUCCGGCCAUCAUUAGACGCUAUGAGACUUUGGGCAGCCCAGCUGAUCAGACAUGUCAUUGGCUUUUUGAUAAUGAAAACUUUCAAGAUUGGCUAAGCGGAAGAAACCAGGAAAGACAUCAAGGACUUAUCUGGAUUAAAGGUAAACCGGGCUCUGGAAAGUCAAUGUUAAUGGGAGAAGCGUUCCGUCGAGCAACCCGAAGACAAGCAGAAGCGUCAGCCCCGUCUCAAACAGCGGCUUUCUUCUUUAGUCGCAAGGGUGAUCAACUUGAGCACUCGGUUUUUGGUCUUUUUCGGUCUUUGAUCUAUCAGCUCUGUUCCAAAAACCCGCUUUUCAUGCAAUCUUUUCAGGAAGUUUGUGAUGCAAAGACCAAGACUGGAUGCUUCAUGGCAUCAGAAGCUUUGACUUGGCAAGAAGCUGAACUCAAGGCUGCCCUAGAAAAGAUGAUUCUCCAGAAGACAAGCAGCAAAUUAAUGAUCUUUAUCGAUGCUCUGGAUGAGUGCGACUUAGGUAGUGUGCGAGAUCUGGUUUACUUCUGGCGGAAGAUCACAAAGUCAGCCUUCGCUUUGGGGAUCGAUCUGAAAGUCUGUCUAUCGAGUCGGCAUUCUCCCUUUGUCACUGUGAGUGACUGCCCAGAAAUCAUCAUGGAGCAACACAACGGUCACGAUAUCUCGACAUAUCUAAAGCAGAGGAUCGAGAUUGGAAUUGGCAUCCACAACUCACAAUGGCAAAUCUUGGAAGAGAAGAUCAGAGAAAGGUCAGAUGGUAUGUUUCUCUGGGUAGUCCUGGUGGUUGACGAGUUGCUUCGAAGCUGGGAUGAAGGCAGAAGUCUUGAAUACUUGACCAAGCGUGUUGAAAACACCCCGCAAGCUCUUGAGACUCUAUUCUCCGAGAUGUUGUCACAUUUCACGCCCGAAAGGAGGGAUAUCGCUGUGAAACUAUUCCAAUGGGCUACCUUGGCCACAAAACCACUUCGUCUCCACGAGUGGCAUCACAUAAUGGGGUUUAUUAGGCAUCCUACGCCAACGUCACUUGCUGAAUGGCGAGCAUCAGAUUACUUUACAGCAACCGAUGAGCAGCUGGUGAAACAGAUCAAUACUCUUUCUCUGGGACUGGUCGAGGUGACAGGGGCGAUCGAGGUCCCGCCGCAUGGCUCAGGCUCUGACGUAUCGUCAGUGGGUGUAGACGCGGGAUCGUUGACCCUUGAACACGGUAGUACUAGGAUCGUACAGGUAAUCCACGAGUCAGUACGAGACUUCUUCUUGAGAGGCAAUGGGUUCUCAGCGCUAGACCCGAGCUUUUUUACCAAUCCUAUUGGCCGUGGACACUUGUCUAUCAUGGCCACUUGUCUGGACUAUGUGAGCAUCGGUGAGCUCGAUGCUUUGGUAGGGGCACGGCAACGACUUACCUAUCGAGGGAAGGACAAAAAUGAAGGAAAGAGCCCAGCUUCAUUGACGGACUCGAAUAGGGACUACUCUCUCGGAUAUGAAGAGCAUCCACAACAAGGCACAAUCACUCUACCUCUACGUCGCAAGACAAUACCAGAGGAUGAUAGCAGACCAGAAAAAGCUAUAACAGGCUCUCCCGAGUCACAUUCGUUUGUGGCUGUACAUCGAUGGCUGGAAGAGAGCGGCAAUUCUACUGCUGAGUCGGAUUUACUCAUCGACAUUCCACAGGCUCCAUUCUCGGAUGCAUCUGACACACUUCGCUCCCAGAUCCUCGAAGACCACCCUGCGCUACUCUCGUACGCUACAUUCGCACUGUUCGAACACGCUCGCCUAGCACCCAUCGAUGGGACCGAUAUAACUCCAAUUCUCGAUCAUCUUAAUGACGAAAUAACAUGGACUCGUUGGAAGUAUUUGAGAGAGGAUGUGCCGGAGGGAGUAGAACUGCUUGAAUUUUUGGAGGACUUGGGUCUUGUCUCAUGGAUCAGCGCUUUUCACGAUCGAUUCAGUCGUGGCCAAAAGAGACGAGGGAGUCCCCUUUCAAGAGACGUCCCAGCAUCACCAAUUGAUACUCGAAGGUCUACUCUUUAUCCGAGUCAUCAACUGCCGGGAGACGAGUCACGACGGAAUUCACUUCCAGUGCCUCUUUCAAUACCCCCAGUUGAUCCUCAAGAACACCCUCCUCCGAUGACACGUCCAAGACGCCGAGGUGAGAGCCCCCAAAGUCUUAACCGCAUACCCAGAAGAAAAGUCAGUGUCGCCAGCUUCGGCUCUGCCAGUAGCCACGAUGGAUACGACAGAUUCUCCCCCAGACUCGAGUCUCCGGGGCCGGUUAAUUCCAAGGACCUCGGAAAGGCAAUUUUAGGAUUUUUCAUGUGUGAAUGCUGCCCCAAGAAACCUAAAAAGUUUGAUACACGAGAAGAGCUCCACACGAGUCUGAGAAACAAUUCGAGUGUUCAUACUGCGGUAAUAGAUUCAAGUCACAAGGGGAAGCCGAGAGGCACCAGAACUCGAUCCAUAUUAGAAAACAGUCUUGGUCCUGUUCAAACCUACCAGGCUACGACAGCGCCUUCCAGGAGUCCAGCCAGCGACCCGAAGAAUGUGACACAUGCGGAUUUUGUGGCGAUGAUUUUCCACGUUCUGGUACGGCCGGGAACGGGACCUAUGCUACUGAAGAAGAUCGGGACGAACGCAUAA
Fusarium proliferatum ET1 is the source of this 3732-nucleotide messenger RNA. RefSeq lists its product as uncharacterized. The transcript is spliced from 5 exons. Lineage: Eukaryota; Fungi; Ascomycota; Sordariomycetes; Hypocreales; Nectriaceae. The record is from RefSeq and is a predicted model, not a curated record. The coding region runs from base 1 to 3732 and encodes 1243 amino acids.